This is a messenger RNA of Mus pahari (shrew mouse), 7804 nucleotides long. RefSeq names its product mitogen-activated protein kinase kinase kinase 9 (gene Map3k9). The transcript is spliced from 12 exons. Gene Ontology annotation, molecular function: JUN kinase kinase kinase activity; ATP binding; protein binding. Gene Ontology annotation, biological process: protein phosphorylation. Bases 297 to 3599 code for a protein of 1100 amino acids. The record is from RefSeq and is a predicted model, not a curated record. Lineage: Eukaryota; Metazoa; Chordata; Mammalia; Rodentia; Muridae.
GGGGAGGAAGCGGCCAGCGGGCGGCGGGCACGGGCGGCACGAGCAGGUGGGAGCCGCCGAGGGGCGAGGCCGCCCGCGGGGGCGCCAGGCGGCGGGGACUGCGCCGCGCCCCUGUCCGCGGUGCGCGCUCGCGGUGCGCACCGGGCGUCCUCGACUCUCGCGCGCCCAGCCUGCUCGGGCCCUACCUGCGGCGGCCGUCGGGGGCGCGGAGCCCCCAGCGCUGCCGAGCCGCAUGAACAAUAGGCGGCGGCGGCUCCCGCGGGCGGCCGCCCCGCACCCUAUGGACCAGCCGCUCCAUGGAGUCCUCCAGAUCGCUUCUCGGCUGCCUGGCGAGCGCCGCUGCCGCCCCGCCGGGGGACGAUGCCACGGGCGCUGGGGCCGAAGAGGAGGAGGACGAGGAGGAGGCGGCGGCCGAGCUGGGAUCUCACGCCGCGCUGCCCUACUGGACGGCUGUGUUCGAGUACGAGGCGGCGGGCGAGGACGAGCUGACCCUGCGGCUGGGCGAUGUGGUAGAGGUGCUGUCCAAGGACUCGCAGGUGUCCGGCGAUGAGGGCUGGUGGACCGGACAGCUGAACCAGCGGGUGGGCAUCUUCCCCAGCAACUACGUGACCCCGCGCAGCGCCUUCUCCAGCCGCUGCCAGCAGGGCGCCGAGGACCCCAGUUGCUACCCGCCCAUUCAGCUGUUAGAGAUUGAUUUUGCGGAGCUAACCCUGGAGGAGAUCAUCGGCAUCGGGGGCUUUGGGAAAGUUUACCGUGCUUUCUGGGCAGGCGAUGAGGUGGCCGUGAAGGCAGCUCGUCACGACCCUGAUGAGGACAUCAGCCAGACCAUAGAGAACGUUCGCCAAGAGGCCAAGCUCUUUGCCAUGCUGAAGCACCCGAACAUCAUUGCGCUCAGAGGGGUGUGCCUGAAGGAACCCAACCUCUGCUUGGUCAUGGAGUUUGCUCGCGGAGGGCCUCUGAACAGAGUAUUGUCUGGGAAGAGGAUUCCCCCGGACAUCCUGGUGAACUGGGCUGUGCAGAUCGCCAGAGGGAUGAACUAUCUACAUGAUGAGGCGAUCGUACCCAUCAUCCACCGAGACCUUAAGUCCAGCAACAUAUUGAUCCUGCAGAAAGUGGAAAAUGGAGACCUGAGUAACAAGAUUCUGAAGAUCACUGACUUUGGGCUGGCGCGGGAAUGGCACCGGACCACCAAGAUGAGCGCGGCGGGAACAUAUGCUUGGAUGGCACCUGAAGUCAUCCGUGCUUCCAUGUUUUCCAAAGGCAGCGAUGUGUGGAGCUAUGGAGUACUGCUUUGGGAACUGUUGACUGGCGAGGUGCCCUUCCGGGGCAUUGAUGGCCUAGCAGUGGCUUACGGUGUGGCCAUGAACAAACUUGCCCUUCCUAUCCCCUCUACAUGUCCAGAGCCUUUUGCCAAACUCAUGGAAGAUUGCUGGAAUCCUGACCCCCACUCGCGCCCGUCGUUCACGAGUAUCCUGGACCAGCUAACGACUAUAGAAGAGUCCGGUUUCUUUGAGAUGCCCAAGGACUCUUUCCACUGCCUGCAGGAUGACUGGAAACAUGAGAUUCAGGAGAUGUUUGACCAACUCAGGGCCAAAGAAAAGGAGCUCCGAACCUGGGAGGAGGAGCUGACAAGGGCUGCACUCCAGCAGAAGAACCAGGAGGAGCUGCUUCGGCGUAGGGAGCAGGAGCUGGCUGAGCGGGAGAUCGACAUCCUGGAACGAGAGCUCAACAUCAUCAUCCACCAGCUAUGCCAGGAAAAGCCCAGGGUGAAGAAACGCAAGGGCAAGUUCAGAAAGAGCCGGCUGAAACUAAAGGAUGGCAACCGCAUCAGCCUCCCCUCCGAUUUCCAGCACAAGUUCACGGUGCAGGCCUCUCCAACCAUGGAUAAAAGGAAGAGCCUGAUCAGCAACCGAUCGAGUCCUCCCUCGAGCCCCACCAUCAUCCCUCGCCUUCGAGCCAUCCAGUUGACACCUGGUGAAAGUAGUAAGACCUGGGGCCGGAGCUCAGUUGUUCCAAAAGAGGAAGGGGAGGAGGAGGAGAAGAGGGCCCCAAAGAAGAAGGGCCGGACGUGGGGACCAGGAACACUUGGGCAGAAAGAGCUCACAUCAGGAGAUGAAGGCUCCCCCCAGAGACGGGAAAAAGCUAAUGGCUUAAGUACCCCAUCAGAGUCUCCACACUUCCACUUGGGCCUCAAGUCCCUGGUAGAUGGAUACAAGCAGUGGUCAUCCAGUGCCCCCAACCUGGGGAAGGGCCCAAGGAGUAGCCCCGCCCUACCUGGGUUCACCAGCCUUAUGGAGAUAGAGGAUGAGGAUAGUGAAGGCCCAGGAAGCGGAGAGAAUCACCUACAGCAUUCACCCAACCAGUCCUACCUCUGUAUCCCAUUUCCUCGUGGAGAGGAUGGGGAUGGCCCCUCCAGUGAUGGAGUUCAUGAGGAACCUACCCCAGUCAACUCAGCUACCAGUACCCCUCAGCUGACGCCAACCAACAGCCUCAAGCGCAGUGGGACCCACCACCGGCGCUGUGAGGUGGCUCUGCUUGGAUGUGGAGCUGUUCUGGCAGCCACGGGCCUAGGGUUUGACUUGCUAGAAGCUGGCAAAUGCCAGUUGCUCCCCCCAGAGGAACCUGAGCCACCAGCCCGGGAGGAGAAGAAGAGGCGUGAGGGUCUUUUCCAAAGGGCCAGCCGCCCUCGUCGGAGUACCAGCCCUCCCUCCCGAAAGCUCUUCAAGAAGGAAGAGCCAAUGACGUUGCUAGGAGACCCCUCUGCCUCCUUGACACUGCUGUCUCUCUCCUCCAUCUCUGAAUGCAACUCUACCCGCUCCCUACUGCGCUCUGACAGUGAUGAGAUUGUGGUUUAUGAAAUGCCAGUCAGCCCAGUUGAAGCUCCACCCCUAACCCAAUGCACCCACAACCCCCUGGUUAAUGUCCGAGUGGAGCGUUUCAAGAGAGACCCCAACCAGUCCCUGACUCCCACCCAUGUCACCCUCACAGCCCCCACGCAGCCCAGUGGUCACAGGCGGACUCCUUCUGAUGGGGCACUUAAGCCAACAGCAGCCCCUGCACUACUAGGCAGCAGGAGCCCCUCCAGCAAUGGAAUGAGUCCCAGUCCUGGAACAGGCAUGUUGAAAACUCCCAGUCCCAGCCGAGACCCAGGUGACUUUCCCCGUCUCCCUGACCCCAAUGUGGUCUUUCCCCCAACUCCAAGGCGCUGGAACACCCAGCGAGACUCUACCUUAGAGAGACCCAAGACCCUGGAGUUUCUGCCUCGACCACGUCCUUCUGCCAACCGGCAACGGCUGGACCCUUGGUGGUUUGUGUCUCCCAGCCAUGCCCGCAGCGCCUCCCCAGCUAACAGCUCCAGCACAGAAACACCCAGCAACCUGGACUCCUGCUUUGCCAGCAGCAGCAGCACUGUAGAAGAGCGGCCUGGACUUCCAGCCCUGCUCCCUUUACAGGCAGGGCCACUGCCCCCUGCUGAGCGGACACUUUUGGACCUGGACGCCGAGGGGCAGAGCCAGGAUAGCACUGUACCCCUAUGCAGAGCUGAGCUGAAUGCACACGGGCCUUCCCCAUAUGAGAUCCAACAGGAGUUCUGGUCUUAGUGUAAAAAGGGCCAGGGCGGGCAAGGGAGAAAUCGGAGGAGGCAGAGGGAGCUGGCACAGCCCGGUCUCAGGCCCCCUGGGAACCAGACCUCCUCCUUGCACUGAGAAUGCACUUUGAAGAUGGAAGGGAUGGGAGCAGGGCCUCUUUGGAGGGUCUCCUGACCUGCAGGAUCUUUUCUCCAUGUUCACUAGAGGGGCUGUGUCAGCUCUGGCUGUAGAGAGGGGUGUGCACGUAUGUCCCCACACUCCGGCCUUCCUUACCUUUAAAAUGACACUACAGAGUCAUUCAGCCACAUCUGUCCACUGCCUCUCCUCCUCAGCCAGCCGUAGCUGUCCUGGGUUCCCUUUGUCAGCCCUGAGUCCUACCUGUUCACAUACCUGUACUGAUGUUCUGUGAUUGAUUUGACUUAUCGUCCACUCUUCCCAUGACUCAGUGUCACCUUGGUAUUGGAUGAGUGUCUUGUGUCCUAAGUCCUUCUGUGCCAGCUGAUGGGGAUAGGCUGGCCUUAUGAUGGCCAGGGGGCUUGGCAGAUCAGGUAGUGCCUACCUGUGCAAAUCUCAAUGGGAGCUGAGAGUUCAGAGAGGGAGGAGAGGAAAGGAGGCAGUCAGGAACAGUACAGUCAGGCUGGGUGGGGAGGCUAACCGAGGCAGGCCUUGGUUUGGUUUGGGUUUAAGUUUUAGAAACAGGCAGAAAUCAGUACCUGUUGCGUGGCGUGGGUUCAGAUCAUCUCAGGAAUAUCUAUCUGAGAGACACACUCACUGACCUUGAAGUCAGGAACAAGGCCUGCAUUUCUCUGUCUUGUUGAGCUUCUAUUCUUUCCUCUGGUUCCUGGACUCAGUGGGCUUUUUUAGGUCAUGUGUGAUCACAGAUACGCCUGAAUUAUGUCAAUAGCAUAUGGGGUUGGGUUCUGGACCAUGAGGUUUGGAGUUAUGGGAAUUUCUUCAUUGGACUGUCCAUUUUGUGAUGCCCCUGAAGUAAAUGGAACCAUUAAUAAUAAUGUUUGGGCGCAGUGAGGCAGUAGUGUGAUACAGUUCCUGAGGUACUCAGUGGCUGCUGACACUAUCUCUGUCUCUAUACAGAGAGAGCCUUUGUGCUGAGCCCUGCACCAUGAGCUGGGUAGCAAGAAACCACAGAGGCUAGUGCUGAUGUGUUUAAUAUUUGUUUCUUAAACUUGAAUGCUGAGCUUCAAAGUGUUUUCACCCAUUUUCUCCACUGUCCACUCCCUCUGAGCCCCCUGUGUUGUGUGUGACAGUUAACAGCUUGGUUGAGGUUACAGUCCCCACUGGUGUUGGAGUCUGUCUACUGGCUCUCUUGUGUUUGCCGCCUGGAUGCCCAGAGGGUUAGAGUGGUACUCAUGGUGCUGGUGACAGGUUUCAUCAGUGCUGUUUCUCUGGGAAGAACAUAUGAGAUGAUGUUGGUUCCCACAAGUUCUUUAUGAGCUCAUUUGCCCUUUGUCUCCACCCUGUACCCCAGUUUCAGACAGGGGAUCAGUGUUGACAGCGUCAGCCAGAGUUUUGCUAUAAUAUCUGGUCUUCCCUCUUGGUUCUGUGAAAUGAGAAUGGAAGAGAUUAACUUUGCCCUCAUCCUCUGACCCCUCAGAUAGCAGAGGGGAGCUCAUGAACCCCGUUGUCCCGGGCAACCCAGUGAUGAUGCUUCCCUGCUCCAUCUGCACACCUUGGCUGCAUUAAAGCUUUACACUAGGCAGCAGCUGGCUCCAGCCUGUGCUCCAGCCCCAAGCAGGGCUUUUUCCUACCUACAUUUUGACUGUAGCCAUCUCUCCAGGAAAGACAUUGUUACAGAUGCAGUGCACACUGAGUGGCUGCUACAGGCCAUGGAGUGACAGGUGGGCUUGAGCCCAUCUCCACCCAACCUUCGACAGAGGAAGGCUUUGCUAAAGAGAUGAUGGUACCUGAGAGAUGUGAACGCGGGGCUGUGUAGACUGCUGCAGUGAGCAUGGGUUAGUGUGGGGGAAGGGUUUCUUGUUGAGCUCCUCCAAACCUAUGCAGUGCUGGCCCACUGCCUGCCACUCUUCCAUGCGAGCCUAGAGAUGGGAUGAGUGUUAAGAAGUGACAUAGGUUCCCUUAUCUGUGGUCAUGGUUAGGACUAGGCUUGGUAGCUGUGAAUAAACCCACUUACAGUAGCUUCUCCCUUUCACUUCCCUUUCUUCAAAGACGUGACUGUCUGCUUGGAACACAUGCUCGCUACCUUCAGGCUGCUCACAGGAUCAGAUACUGUUCUUUUCUGUGAGUCUUCUCAUGCCUUCACUUGCCAGUGCUUAUCCUUAGAGACCUAGGCUGUUGCUAGGAACUGGGGAGAUGACUGCAUCACCACUUACAGCUAUUUCCAGGAAGCUGUCUCGGAUGCUCUUCACGUGGUCUUUCACAUCCCUGUGACCUUGUAUGCAUCAUCAUAACGAUAGCCUACAUUUGAACAACUCAGAAUAGGGAUGUUUUCCCUUCUGACCUUAAAAAAAAAAGUCACAUCAUUUUCCUCACAUUUAAUACACUUGUCUCAAGAACAGGAAGACAGACAGACAGACGCACGCUGUUUGGAUGGUUGAGUCUGGCCAAAGCUCUGAGCCUGGCCUGCCUCCUCUGUUCCUCUUUUCUUGCAUGACUCUGGUCCUGUAUCUUGAUCCCUCUCAGGUUUCCUUCUAAAAGCCUUUAUCAUACACUUCCCUUACAAGGGCAUUGACACACUGUGGCUCCCUGCCAGCUUGAGGGCCAGCUUCUUCCGCUGCACGGUGAAUGUGCUGAAGCUGACAGCAUGGUUCUCACCAUCUUUGCCUCAGGGCAUCUUGCCUUAGUUUUAUCCUUUGGCUUCUGGAAGAUGAGCGAUUUGGAGUUGGUUGAACAUGAUUAAUGGGUACCUGGGCCAGGCGCAUGCUCUCCCACCACAUCAUGUAGCCCAGGUGACUACAUGAUCAUUUCCUACUCCCUCCUCCACUUAACCUGGCCAGCUGGAUGUCCUUACCAUUGGUGUCUUACAGAGGAAACGGGGGCUUGGUGGCAGCAUCUGGGUGGCAGUUUGCUGGCCUCUGAUUUUUGAGGAUCAUCCCUAGGGUCAUAGCUUGCUAAAAAUUCGAAAUCAGGUCAGUUCUGGAAUAAUCGUUGGGAAAAGGGUCCCUAGGCAUGGAACAUCAUGUGGCAAAGGAUAAUACUCUUCAAAACCCCUUUACCCUCAGGCUGUUGCUCAGGGACACAAGACUUUGCAGGGUGUCUAGACCCGACCCUUGCUCCAUGCUGUUGCCCCAUGAGAAGGACCAUUCUUCACUCAUGACGUUCAUGCCUUCUGCGCAUCCUCUUCUUCCCUCUGCUAUCCCACCCCCACCCCCAGCCCCGUAACUGCAUCUCCCACUUGCUAAGCAAGGACCUACCAGAGUAAAGAACAGUGGGCCCUGAAGGCUGUGGCUGUGAGUGCACACCUCAGGAUGUAAGUGUCCAAUGGUGCUCCGCCAUGGGUGCAGAGCCCCCAACUUUUUACCAUGUUUAUUUGAUCAUGUGCCUUUGGAUGGGUGUGUGAGUAAUCACGCAAUCCGACAGAUCAGAAGUACACAUCUCUGCCUCUAGAAGGCCUGGGAAAGAGGCAGGUCCUACUGUUGGUGAAGUACUGAACUUCCUCUAAGGACUUGUGGAGACUGGAAUUGAGGUAGAUUGAAGAGUAGUCCUCAGAGAGUUGUGGGUGGCAAGAACCUGGCGACUUCAGCUGUCCAUUUUCAAACUGAAGUUUGCUGAUGUGUGGCCCUCAGAAGCCCUCCUGUGAGCUGGGGGUGGUGUUCACUCCUCUGCUUAAGGCCCUAACUUUAAAACCUACCGUCUUAGGUAGGUUCUGGGAUGCAUUCCUGGAGGCCCAGCUACUCAGGAGGCUGAGGCAGGGCAAUUGCUUCAGCCUGAGGUGUGAUGUCAGUCUGGGGCAACAUAGCAAUGUCCUGUCUCUUAAAUGUGUGGUGCCAGAUCCCCAGCUCCAGCACAGAUGGCUUCACCUUGCAACACUGCUUCCCUUGGUGGAGAAAAGUGAGAAUGUCUGUGACUGGAGGUCAAAGACUAAAAUUGCCCGUUCCAUAUGGCUCAGUCAUAUAGCACUUGUCCCUGGCUUGACCUGAGAAUGACUUCCUGUCAUGAUACAGUUGUUGGAAACACAUUUCCAGAUGGCAAAACAGUAUUUUCCUAGUUCAAAAAUUGCAAUAAAAUCCGCAUAUAAAAGG